UCAAGUUUUGAGUAAUUAUAUAUUUUACAUAAUUACAUGUUCUUUGCAUUGCAGAAAUAGCUUAAUCAUUGUUAUCUACUGAUAACUUUUUAUAGAAGCAUUCAUUCUCUGUGUUUUGAGGCACGUUUCAUCUAACUCUCUCUGGAGUCAUCAAAUGUUGCCCAGCAACACUUAUUCUUUAGAUGUAAGGGAAGCAUUACUGACAAACAAAUGAACACUUUGUGAGCUCAGUAUAGUGCUGUUGAAAUUGACAUAAUAUGUCAAUCUGCACUGUAUACAAAUAUCAGAAGACCUGUGGGUAUAAAACAAGGAUUAUGCAAAAAGCUUUACAUAUAAUAUAGGUAGGUGUGGUUUAUGUGCCUCCUCAAAUCACCUGUGGCAUGCAAAUGUUCUUAUUUAGUACCUGCACCUGUGAAGAGGUUGAGAGGCAACCCUGCUUUAUGGUUUAAUUUCAACAAUUUACUGACAGAACCAGGACAUAAUGUUUGUACAAGAAAAGGUCAAUUUAAUAUUUGCUCAUUCUUGGAAAACACCAAAAUCAGCAUGAAAAAACACUGGGGACCUCUGGGGACUUGUGAAGAAAGAAUGGGGACUGCGUGGGGAGAAAAUUCUAGAUAAGUGUCAGGCUUCGCAAAAACCAUCAGAGCAACUGAACAUCUCGUUUUAAGUCCAUGGCACGCUCCAGAUGCAAUGGAAAGCUCCUAUGUCUGUGUCUCUUGCCUUGUGUGAUCGUAAGUCACUUGUUGGUGUACAUCAUGGUGUCCAUUUUUGUAGCCAUCUCCUACUCCCCUCCUCUACCACAGCUGCCCCUCCAUUUCAUUGCCACCGGAGCCUCUGCAAACUCGGGACCUCUUGCAUCCCAUCCAGUUCGGCCCUUCUGGAACCUCAGACUAGAGGACGGGGCACUGUGGAACCGCCUUCAACACAUUUGGGAUAGAGAGCACAACCCCAUAUUGAGAGGUAAUGGCACAAGGUCCAAAGAUCCAAGCCUUGAUGCAAUACAUCUGCAAGACACGGGUAAAACUGGUGCCUGUAAACAAGACGCGGCUUGGGCGUCUCACCUGCAUGACUUUAACACCCUUCCUGAUCAAAUGAAAGAUUUUGUCCUGUCCAUGCACUGCAGGCAUUAUGCUAUCCUUGUGGACCAACCCAACCUGUGUGCUGGGCAGGAGUCUACAACACCGUUCCUUCUGAUGGCAAUCAAAUCGCAAGUCGGGAACUUCGAGAACAGGCAGGCCAUCCGAGAGACAUGGGGAAGGAGCGGCUGGAUCCAAGGGGACAGUGGAGGAAGAAGAUGGUUAGUACGCACUGUCUUCUUGCUUGCGAGGCAGGACACAGAGACAGGGCCUCAUCCAGACCUAAGCGCCUUAUUGAAGCUGGAGAGCAGCACCCAUAGUGACAUCCUCCUGUGGGACUUCAAAGACACUUUCUUCAACCUCACCCUGAAGGAUGUCCUUUUCUGGAACUGGCUUUCAAAGCACUGUUCUCAUGUCCACUUCAUUUUCAAGGGAGAUGAUGAUGUGUUUGUUAGGACUAAGGCUCUACUGGACUACUUAAACCAUGCUGAAGUACAAAAGACGCAUGGAAAUAAAACAAAAGAACGGGACAAUUUUGUUGUGGGGGACGUUAUUGCCAAUGCCUGGCCCAAUCGGCAACCUGAUACUAAAUAUUACAUACCCGAAAGCUUCUAUAAAGGAACAUAUCCGGCCUACGCAGGAGGUGGAGGGGUGGUUUACACUGGUGCUUUGGCUUUACGUCUGCGGGAGGUCUCUCAUUGGGUCAGCUUGUUUCCUAUUGACGAUGUUUACUUAGGAAUGUGCCUUCACAGGCUCGGGGUGUCCCCCACUCAUCAUCCCGGUUUCCUUACCUUUGACCUUCCAGAAGACCUGCGGGAGAAGUCGUGUGCAUAUCAUAAUGUUCUCCUAGUCCAUAAACGCACCCCGAAAGAAAUGUUAACCCUGUGGAAGGAGCUACAGGUUCCUCCUCAGGAAUGCUAGUGUACACUUGUUCAUGAAUUCAAAUGAAGGUAAAUGAUGCCACGGGGACUUCAAAGUUAUUUUCAUAUUCACCACAAGGUAUUUUCAUGCCAGUUGGUCAUGUUUAUUUGCAUACAAGGCCCUAAUUUUCUGUGAUGUUGGGCUGUGCUCAGAGCUGUGAGAUCAAAUUGGAAUGGCAAGACAGUAGACCAGCUACAAUUAGCAUACAACAUGGCUGACCUCGUAAGAUGGGGUUCUCGGUAGAAUGGUUCUUGUUCUAUGGGAAUAAGCAUGUGAAAGAAUAUCUAGAGGACAAUUGUAGAGUCUCAUGUUGUUGUUAUUAUUUUAAAGGAUUUAGAAGUUUGUAGCCCAAACACCAGGAGUCAUGUCAUUAAUGGAGUGAAUCAAAAAAUGUUCAUCAACAUAAUUCAGCAUUGUAUUAAAAAAAUCUAUGCUACUGGUUCAAAAACAAGAGCUUUACUAUUCUAUCUGAAGCGUUUCAGAGAGUUUGUAGAACUUGGACUGUUAUUUUUAUGCGUUUUCUGCU
Molecule: messenger RNA, 2523 nt
Organism: Cyprinus carpio (common carp)
Lineage: Eukaryota; Metazoa; Chordata; Actinopteri; Cypriniformes; Cyprinidae
Product: N-acetyllactosaminide beta-1,3-N-acetylglucosaminyltransferase 2
Cellular component (GO): membrane
Molecular function (GO): hexosyltransferase activity
Source: RefSeq, a predicted model, not a curated record